Messenger RNA from Aplysia californica (California sea hare), 1661 nucleotides. RefSeq names its product Shaw potassium channel Kv3.1a. Gene Ontology annotation, molecular function: delayed rectifier potassium channel activity; protein binding. NCBI's taxonomy places the organism in Eukaryota, Metazoa, Mollusca, Gastropoda, Aplysiida, Aplysiidae. The record is from RefSeq and is marked provisional. Gene Ontology annotation, cellular component: axon; neuronal cell body membrane; voltage-gated potassium channel complex. Gene Ontology annotation, biological process: potassium ion transmembrane transport; protein homooligomerization.
GUCGGCGUAACGUUCCCCUCCCUCCCACAGUAACUCCUCUUUUGUAAACACACCAACAACACACGUACAGACAGACCAACACACUAGCGGACAGACAAACAAACAGACAGACAAACUAACAGACAAACAGCUUUCACGAUGAAUCUGAACCUGGCGGACGCGGACAACCGCGUCAUCAUCAACGUGGGCGGCAUACGUCACGAGACCUACAAGGCCACGCUCAAGAAAAUCCCCGCCACGCGCCUCUCUCGUCUGACGGAGGCCCUGGCCAACUAUGACCCCGUCCUCAACGAAUACUUUUUCGACCGCCACCCGGGCGUGUUCGCGCAGAUCCUCAACUACUACCGCUCGGGAAAGCUGCACUACCCGACGGACGUCUGCGGCCCGCUGUUCGAGGAAGAGCUGGAGUUCUGGGGGCUGGACUCCAACCAGGUGGAGCCAUGCUGCUGGAUGACCUACACCCAGCACCGGGACACCCAGGACGUGUUGGCAAUCCUUGACCGGCUGGAUCUGGACACAGACAAGCCCACGGAGGAGGACAUCAUGAAGAAGUUCGGCCUGGAGGAGGAGUACAAAUCCGGGGAACUCAACUGCUGGCAACGGAUACAGCCAAAAAUCUGGGCGUUGUUUGACGAGCCCUACUCAUCGACUGCUGCCAAGAUCAUCGCAGUGAUUUCCGUGUUUUUCAUCGUCAUCUCCAUCCUCUCGUUCUGCCUGAAGACUCACCCAGAGAUGCGAGUGCCUGUGUUGAAGAACGCCACCUCGCGGACUGUCAACGGAACCUACACAUGGCGCUUGGAGAAGAAAGAGACCGAGCCUCACGAGGCGUUUUUCUACAUCGAGUGCGCUUCGAACGCCUGGUUCACUUUCGAGAUCAUUAUACGCUUUGUGGUGGCGCCCAACAAACUCGACUUCCUGAAAGCGCCCGUGAACAUCAUAGACAUCGUGGCCACUCUGAGCUUCUACCUUGACUUCAUGCUCACUGAGCUAAAGCAGGAGAGCGAUAUGCUCGAAUUCUUUUCCAUCAUCCGAAUCAUGAGGCUGUGCAAGCUCACCCGCCACUCGGCUGGCCUCAAGAUUCUCAUCCACACCUUCAAAGCCAGUGCGAAGGAGCUCAUCCUCCUGAUUUUCUUCCUCGUUCUGGGUAUUGUCAUCUUCGCCGCUCUCAUCUACUACGCGGAGAGGAUACAGUACAACCCGGAGAACGACUUUGAGAGUAUUCCCGUGGGUCUCUGGUGGGCCAUCGUCACCAUGACAACCGUGGGCUACGGCGACAUGGCGCCAAAGACGUACGUGGGCAUGUUUGUGGGCGCUCUGUGUGCUCUAGCGGGCGUGUUGUGCAUCGCUCUGCCCGUGCCCGUCAUCGUGUCCAACUUCGCGCUCUUUUACUCGCACACACAGGCCAGGUCCAAGCUGCCCAAGAAGCGGCGACGAGUGCUGCCUGUGGAGGCGCCCCGGCCUAAAGGUUCCAAAGCUCCGGGCAUGCCGGGAGGGGGCGGUGGCGUGGGCGGACCCCAGAACCGGAGGAUGAACGCCAUCAAACACAACCACCCCGGGGCGCUGGACGUCAAGAUGAACAGGAUAGCUCAUGGUGGUGCACUGCAAGAGUUGAUGCCCUUCCGUAGUUCCCUGAGUGUGGCUUCACCACAUCGAGUUCGGAC